GGCCGCGGUCCAGGCAGCAAGCGAUGGCCGCUUCGGUUGCCAUGGGGACGGCGGCGUAGGCAGGGGCUGACGUCAGAGGGUGGCUAGCUGCCCGCACUGCGGCACCCAGCGGGUUCUCAGAGCCCGGGUGGCUGGCGGCUGGGGCGGCUGCGCGGCCGCCUCACUCCCCGCCCGCCCCGCCUGGGCUCUUUUUCCGAUCCCGGGGUUGGCUUCGGCGGGACCGGCAGUUGGCUGCUCUGCUCCCUUUUCUCCGGUGACAACCUGGUGCUGAAUCUUGAACCUGUGAAAUGCCUUCUUAAUUACAUCUGAGAAAAGGAUCCUGUUUGAGUCAAUACUUUACCCUAUAACUCAAUGUUCUCCAUAAAGCUGAGAUAUGCCCACGGUUGAAAGUGAAGCCACAGUGGAGACCAAAGUUCGUGUUGAGGAGUUGCUUAAGGCCCACAAUGAUCUAAUACGUGAAAGAAAAAAACUGAAGAAAAAAAUUGGCAAAUCUGGAGAAAAAAUCUCACUUGGCACCCUUAGAAGCAAUCUUCAGAAAAUCAAGGAAACGAAAAGUGAUGCCGUAAGUGCUGCUAACACCAAUACAGAGAAGAACAUGCGAGUCACUAAAAACAAACCAAGGGAUCCACGGUCAGCACAUUCAGAGCCAGAUGAUGAUGUUAGUGUGGAGGAAGACAAGCAAGAAAAGGCAAAUAAAAUACAAACAGCCCUCCAGGUGACUGCGCCGCAAGAGGAGCUGGAAACGCCGGAGAAGGAGGAGGAUGCCACACUUCAGAAAGCGCGGACCAAGCCACAGCCAGGCGGCACUCAGGAGAAAAGUGAGAAGGACGAGGAAGAAAGAGAAAAUAAGAGUGUAGAUGAGGAGGAAGAACUGAUGCGAGUAUACCAGCUCCAGGUAGCUGAAGAAAUGGCAAAGGAGAUUAAGAAGAAAAUCAGAAAGAAACUCAAGGAGCAGCUAACUUACUUUCCCUCAGAUACUUCAUUGCAUGCUGACAAAUUGAGCGGUGAAAAAAGAAAAAAGAAAAAGAAGAAAGUUCCAAUCCUGUCUCAGUCUGAAACAAGUACAUUGAUCAUCUCUGAUGACCCAACUGAAGGUGAACAAAAGAAAUCUCUAGUUGGAACAGUUACUUCAGAGUCUCGUCAAGAUGAUGAAAUAAACUCAGUGGAACAAAAUGUAGAUAACAACAUGCAAGAGGACACAAAAUCCAAACCAAAAAAAAAGAAAAAGAAGGCUAAAGCAGUUUCAGAUGAUAAUGAGGACACUGAUGGCGACGGUGUUCAUGAAAUAACAAGCCGAGAUAGUCCAGUUUAUCCCAAAUGUUUGCUUGAUGAUGACCUUGUCCUGGGAGUUUACAUUCACCGAACUGAUCGACUUAAAUCAGAUUUUAUGAUUUCUCAUCCGAUGGUGAAAAUUCAUGUGGUUGAUGAGAACACUGGUCAAUAUGUCAAGAAAGAUGAUAGUGAACGGCCAGUUUCAUCUUACUAUGAAAAAGAGAGUGUGGAUUAUAUUCUUCCUAUUAUGACCCAGCCAUAUGAUUUUAAACAGUUAAAAUCAAGACUUCCAGAGUGGGAAGAACAAAUUAUAUUUAAUGAAAACUUUCCUUAUUUGCUUCGAGAUUUUGAUGAGAGCCCUAAAGUCAUCCUGUUCUUUGAGAUUCUUGAUUUCUUAAGCAUGGAUGAAAUUAGGAAUAACUCUGAAGUUCAAAACCAGGAAUGCGGCUUCCGGAAGAUCGCCUGGGCAUUUCUCAAGCUUCUAGGAGCCAAUGGAAAUGUAAACAUCAAUUCAAAACUUCGCUUGCAGCUGUAUUACCCACCUACUAAGCCUCGAUCUCAGUCGAAUGUCGUUGAGGUUUUUGAGUGGUGGUCCAAAUGUCCAAGAAAUCGUUACCCAUCAACAUUGUAUGUAACUGUAAGAGGACUGAAAGUUCCAGAAUGUAUAAAGCCAUCUUACCGUUCUAUGAUGGCUCUUCAGGAAGAAAAACCAGUGUAUUGUGAACGACACCAUGAGCCAAGUUCAGUAGACACAGAACCUGGAUUAGAAGAUUCGAAGGAAGUGGUGAAGUGGAAACGACUGCCUGGGCAGGCUUGCCGUAUCCCAAACAAGCACCUCUUCUCACUAAAUGCAGGAGAGCGAGGAUGUUUUUGUCUUGCUUUCUCCCACAACGGAAGGAUAUUAGCAGCAGCCUGUGCCAGCCGGGAUGGAUAUCCAAUUAUUUUAUAUGAAAUUCCUUCUGGACGUUUCAUGAGAGAAUUGUGUGGCCACCUUAAUAUCAUUUAUGAUCUUUGCUGGUCAAACGAUGACCGCUACAUCCUUACCGCAUCAUCUGAUGGCACUGCCAGGAUAUGGAAAAAUGAAAUAAACAAUACAAAUACUUUCAGAGUUUUACCUCAUCCUUCUUUUGUUUACACGGCUAAAUUCCAUCCAGCUGUAAAAGAGCUGGUUGUUACAGGCUGCUAUGAUUCUGUGAUACGUAUAUGGAAAGUCGAUAUGAAAGAGGAUCCCGCCAUAUUGAUCCGGCAGUUUGACACUCACAAGAGUUUUAUCAACUCUCUCUGUUUUGAUAUGGAAGGUCAUCACAUGUAUUCAGGAGACUGCACGGGGGUGAUUGUGGUUUGGAACACAUAUGUCAAAGUUAAUGACGUGCAGCAUUCAGUUCGCCACUGGAGUGUAAAUAAGGAAAUUAAAGAGAGUGAGUUUAAGGGGAUUCCAAUAAGUUACCUGGAAGUUCAUCCCAAUGGAAAACGUUUGUUAAUUCAUACCAAAGACAGCACUUUGAGAAUUAUGGAUCUCCGAAUAUUAGCAGCAAGGAAAUUUGUAGGUGCAGCAAAUUAUCGAGAGAAGAUUCAUAGUACUUUGACACCAUGUGGGACUUUUCUCUUUGCUGGAAGUGAGGAUGGUGUAGUAUUUGUUUGGAAUCCGGAAACAGGAGAACAAGUAGCAAUGUAUUCUGACCUGCCAUUCAAGUCACCCAUUCGAGACAUUUCAUAUCAUCCACUUGAAAAUAUGGUUGCAUUUUGUGCGUUUGGACAGAAUGAGCCGAUUCUUCUAUAUAUUUAUGAUUUCCAUGUUGCCCAGCAGGAGGCUGAAAUGUUCAAACGCUACAAUGGAACAUUUCCAUUACCUGGAAUACACCAAAGUCAAGAUGCUUUAUGCACCUGCCCUAAACUGCCUCAUCAAGGCUCUUUUCAGAUUGAUGACUACGUCCCCACUGAAAAUUCUUCAAUGAAAAUGCAGCAAGUGAAACAGAGGCUUGAUUCUGUCACAGAGGUGAUACGAGCCUGUGCUGCAAAGGUCAACAAAAAUCUCUCAUUUACUUCAACAUCAGCCUCCUCACAACAGGCUAAGUCAAAACAAUCAAACAUGCUGGAUGCUCAUCAGAUUCUGCGUCAGUUUGGUUUCACUCAAGCUGGGAUUAUCAGCACAGAAAGGAAGCCUUGUAACCAUCAUGUAGACACAGCACCAACGGUAGUGGCGCUUUAUGACUACACAGCGAAUCGAUCAGAUGAACUAACCAUCCAUCGCGGAGACAUUAUCCGAGUGUUUUUCAAAGAUAAUGAAGACUGGUGGUAUGGCAGCGUAGGAAAGGGACAGGAAGGUUAUUUUCCAGCUAAUCAUGUGGCUAGUGAAACUCUCUAUCAUGAACUGCCUCCGGAGGUAAAGGAGCGAUCCCCUCCUUUAACCCCUAAGGAAAAAGCCAAAAUGGAAAAAGCCUUUUCAGCUUCUCAAAAGCAGUCAUUCAAGUUCCAGGAGUUCAGACUGGGCUCAGAAUAUAUGACACAUGCGGAAAUGGGCAGAGAACAAAGCCGUGAGGACCGAGGACACAUGGAUACACAGGGGAUGAAGAACGAGCAAACUGGCCGGAAAGUCACCCUCAUAGAGUAAAGAGUUGAAGGACGAAGAGACAAAGAACCAAAUACACAGAAAUGAAAUGACAGAUUAAACCGAAUGGAUUUUCUCUUCAGAGUUCAGAAACUUUAAAUGGCCAAGGAGAAAGGAAGGAUCUACUACUUCUUACCCUUAUGAAUCUAGAAAAAUCAGAAGUGAGGUAUGAGUGGAAAAAUAAAUGUGGCAUUUUGAGAUUAAUUGUUAUAAACCACCGUGUUUGCUGUAGAUCACAGUAUUGGUACUUAUAUUUAUUAGUAAUUGCAUCAAAAUUUCAUUACCGUUGUUGGAAAAUCAAUAGAGAAAAACCGUAAUUGCUACUCAGCAAAUAUGAAGAAAAAGUAUUUGCAUUGUUCGGAUGUCCUUUAAGUAAUCUUUUAAUAUUAUAUCUGUGGUAUGGUUAUAUGCGUGAUGUUAUGCUCAGAAUUUGAAAUAUCUGCUAUUGAAAUUUAACUUGAUUUAAAAUAAAGAUAAGGAGCUUCAGGAUUUUGUGUAUUCAGAAUGGUCGCAGGAAGAAAGGCAUUAAAAGGUAACGAAUUUGCUGGUUUUGAAUGAAUUACACAUAAACUAAAAGUGGCUUUUGGACACACUGGCAACAGUGUUCCUUUUCUUUUUUUUUUUUUUUUUUUUCACUUGUUAAAGAAAGCAUUUCACGGGAGCAUAUGAGGGAUGUGUAGACUUAUAUUGUUUAGUAUUUAUUUUAGCCUCAAUACUUGUUUUUAAAUUUUUACAUUGCAUUAUUUAUUUCUUUAGUUCCUGAAUAAUGGUUGUCGUUACUGUGACUGUAUAUUUUGAAGUGUGAAGUUAUAAAAUAGGAGAGUUCACCUCCGUUUUUCCUUGAUUCCUCUUCUUUCUCAACUGUGUGAUUAUAAGUCUGUCAAUAAAAUAUUUAACCUCAAGAAGGUCAGAACUAAAAUAAAAUUAGAAAGCUUAUUUACCAAAUUAGACAAUUGAUUCCAUUAAAAUAAGAAGUGAGAAAAACAGUGGUGGGCACUGAGGUGUAAAUUUUGCCCAGAUGUAUACCCAGCGUGAAAAAUCUUCUAGUAAAAAUAUAUUUGACUCCCUACACAUGUUGUAGAGGCAAAUAUGCCCUGUUGUGUAGAACUUGGUGGGGGGAGGGGAGCGUUUUCAAAAGUGGUGAGUGGCCUUGAUGACUGCUGAAGUCCUCAGUGAUCAGCACAGAAGCCUGUUCUGAUAGCUCCAGGCUCCCUUGUUCUGGAUGCUCAUGUCUGUGCUUCAGGUACUGCUGGAUCUAGCCAGCUUGAGUCACCCUUGUACAAGCUUGUCUUUUCUGUCUUGUGAAUGUCUUUGAUAAUUAAAAAAUAAAAAUAUGUGGCUCUCUGCA
Molecule: messenger RNA, 5228 nt
Organism: Sus scrofa (pig)
Lineage: Eukaryota; Metazoa; Chordata; Mammalia; Artiodactyla; Suidae
Gene: AHI1
Product: Abelson helper integration site 1
Biological process (GO): motile cilium assembly
Cellular component (GO): ciliary basal body
Molecular function (GO): protein binding
Source: RefSeq, a predicted model, not a curated record